Messenger RNA from Manihot esculenta (cassava), 2143 nucleotides. RefSeq names its product E3 ubiquitin protein ligase DRIP2. The coding region runs from base 505 to 1986 and encodes 493 amino acids. The transcript has 8 exons. NCBI's taxonomy places the organism in Eukaryota, Viridiplantae, Streptophyta, Magnoliopsida, Malpighiales, Euphorbiaceae. Gene Ontology annotation, molecular function: ubiquitin-protein transferase activity. The record is from RefSeq and is a predicted model, not a curated record.
GAUUAUGCCUAUUGCCAGGCAUCGAAAACUACAACUACGGAAAAACGACUAAUCGUUGAACACGAGGAAAUCACAGCAGAAGCUAUUGCCAGAGAUGGUGCGCAGGUUAAGCCAGCGCACCCUAGGCCCCCCGCCCCUAUGCCUACUUAUAAAACUGAAAAUUUUAUUCUCUCCUCUUUCAAGUUAUUACUUCAUAAAUUAUUAUUAUUAUUGUUAUUUUUUGUUUUUGAGUUUUGAUGUUGGAUUUCUUUCGAAGCCUCGAGGUAGAUCAUAUCAAGGGUCGGGUGCCAUUGUCUGAAUCGAAUAAGACCCACAUCGAAUACUCCAAAAAAUCUCACGCCAUUCUCUUGGUUUUCGAUCCUUUUCUUUCUUCUUUUUCUCCCUCACCAAACAGAAAAAUUGGGUAGGUUUUGUUGCUAAUUUCCUUUUAAAAGGAUUAAUAAAUUUCAUGGGUUUUCAUCAAUAACGGCAAAGAAUUCUCGUGAUUUGUUGCGCAUUGGUUACAUGCACCAUGUCCAUGUGGGGUACGUAUGUGUGUGUUUGUGUUUGAUGUGUGCGAGUUAUAGUGGGCAGGCGGUGUCGUCAGUGAAUAAGAUGUUAAGCCAGGUGGUGAAGGUUCAAAGAAAGAAGCUCGCCGCAUGCAUGACAUGUCCUCUCUGCAAUAAGCUGUUUAGAGACGCCACUACCGUCUCUGAAUGUCUCCAUACCUUUUGCAGGAAAUGCAUAUAUGACAAGAUAUCUGAUGAGGACGUGGAUUGCUGUCCCGUUUGCAAUAUCGACUUAGGCUGUGCUCCACUGGAGAAGCUCAGGGCAGACCACAGCUUGGAAGAUCUAAAGGUCAAGCUCUUCGGUUCUAAAAGAGAAAAGACUCAGGCACCUGCAGUUUUUUCCUCAGUCGCAGAAGCUAUACCCUCAUUCCCAUUAGAAGGCAAAAGAAAGGAGAGAUCUCUCUCUUCUUUGGUUAUCAGCACACCCAAAAUAGGAACAAAGUCUCUUCUGCCUAGAAAAAGAUUGAAAUCCAUUGCAAGGAAGAGUCCAGCUUUACGAGAAUCGAUUCUCGCUGAGGAAUUACUUGUUAAGAAAGUGGAUGAUUGUUGCCAUGAGAGUUUAAGCUCACCUGAAACUCUAAGCAAAAUCUUACAAGCUAAAAGGCAGAAUUCCAUUCCCGAAUCAUCCAAACAGUACAAGACAAACAAGGAUACAGAGGAAAGUGCUGAACCAUGUGAAGGCAAAACCGAGUCGUGGAAAACCUUAAAUUUUGUGGUUGAAGGUGCAAGCAAAUCGAAGCACAAUAAGCCUGAUAUAGAGGAAGCUACUGUCCAGAUGCAGCUGCCUGGUCCUGCAGAGAAUGAAGAUCAAGUGCUUAAAUCUAUUGUUAAGGAGCAUGGUAAAAAGUCAAAAGUUAAUGGUGAUGAAAAUAACUCAUCUUUGUCACCAGUAGGUUCAGUUAAGACUAGAAAGUUGCAAGGCGUACGGCAAAAAAGAGCAAUUGUCACUGAGGGUUUGAAUAUUAUUCCACCACAAACUAUUGUUGAUGCAAGCAGUAAAUACGAAGGAAGAUUUAGUCCAAUUUGGUUUUCAUUAGUUGCUUCUGAUGAUCAGGAAGGAGAUGCACCCUUGCCACAGAUAUCUUCAUGCUAUUUGAGGGUUAAGGAUGGCAGCUUACCUGUUUCAUCUAUUAAAAAGUAUCUGGUGCAAAAGCUGGGUCUUGCUAGCGAGGCUGAGGUAGAGAUCUCACUACAUGGCCAGCCGGUGCUUUCUACUUUGCAGCUGCAUCAUUUGGUGGAGUGGUGGUUGCACAUGGCACCAUCAUCUGAGAGAAUAGAGACGACCGUUGGCAGCUCAGCCAAAGAGUUUGUUAUGGUUCUGUCAUAUGGUUCAGCGUACUAUGACCUUUGGCCCAUAACCCAUGCUAUUGCAAUCUUGGAUUCUUUUUUUUUUUUUUUCUCUGUCCUUUUCUUUCUUUCCAACUUUGCUUGUAAGUAAAGGGUAUACAAAUAGUAGAAAUUAUAGACAAAUACAGAAGAAAGACAGAAAAGGAGAAUGCGGAUUUUGGUUUGGUUACUGUCCGAAUCCAUGAAACAAAAGAAAGCUCGACUAGGUAUAUGGGAUAAAAGUUGAGCAAGAGUUUUUGAAAAGUUUU